AUGAAUGACAAAAACUCCGCCUCGCCCGGUGGUCAAGGCCCAAAUAACCCUCGCGGCUCUGUUCCAGUCAAUAACCUGCAGAACUCCGAUGCCGUCCGUGACGGGCGCGCCCCCAAAACUGCGUUGCUCUCCUACGGAAUUUGCAGCAACCCAGAGGAAGAGUUCAAGUAUCUAGCCCACCACCUAGGGUGGCUCCCAGUCCCUGAACUGCCGCAGGCCUCCGCGUUCAACCGGGAACUCCAGGAGAUUGAUGCCAUCCACCGCCAGAUCGAGGAGGCUGAAGAUACCACAAAGAACGGCAAGCCCUCAAAGGUAGAAGAUGGUGAUAAUGAAUCAAAGUCUGCUCGUGGACCCGAGGAGGGAGAGGGUGACCCGGACUGCAGCACUGGCAACAGUGGCUCAUCUCUCGCAGCCUGA
Westerdykella ornata is the source of this 417-nucleotide messenger RNA. RefSeq lists its product as uncharacterized. The record is from RefSeq and is a predicted model, not a curated record. Bases 1 to 417 code for a protein of 138 amino acids. The transcript is spliced from 3 exons. NCBI's taxonomy places the organism in Eukaryota, Fungi, Ascomycota, Dothideomycetes, Pleosporales, Sporormiaceae.